AUGCGGCGUUCAACGAGACGAAAACAGCCCCCAAAAGGCGUCAAACCGCAACUUUAUACAGAAAAAUCUGAUGUAGACUCGGCGUCGGAACCACCAGAGACCAUCGCAGAAACAGGGUCGCGAAGAACGCUCUCCAACGAACCGGAAGAGGUCAUGGAGACUGUAACGCAGCUAUCCAACUUUCUCCCGAGCGAACAAGAAGUCCGACAAGCGCAAACACUCAUUUCCCAAUACGAAAGAGAAUACGAGGCGGCUCAGGCAGAGUACCAAGUCAAGCUGGAACUAGACGCAUUGGCUCAUCGAAUGUCGACGAUCCAAUCCCGCAUUUUCGAGAAAAGGGCCUCGAUAGCCCCAUCCGUCGCGUCCCACAAGACGUUUGUCAAUGAUCUUUGGCCUUUGCCUGCCGCCAUGCACACGGCAAUGCUUUGGAACCGGAUCAUGAUUGCGCCUUCCAAUUGGGCUGGAAGGCGUAAAGGUGCCCCCAAGUUUUACGAAGGAAUGGAAGUCUGUACCUCUGCGGGUCAACUCGAGCGUGCGAUCAAGCAAGCGGGCUCAACCCCACUCGAAGUGCGUUUACUCAUAAGUGGGACCGCGUAUAGACGCUGGGUGUGGGCGUUUAGUAAUUAUGAUCCCAACGAAUAUUCGAAUCAGGAACGUGAGGUGCAUAAACUCCUCGGCCAUCUCAACGACCUGAACAUCCGAGUUCCGUUGCGGGCCCUGGAGAUUGACACUGGCGAGAGAUUUUCCAUCCCGGAAAAGUAUCUACAGUGCUUCGUAUGGACAGACAUCGAACGCCUCGUACUCGAUGGAGAGUACCCAAUGAUCCUUUCGGCCGUGGUCGAAAGCGGAGCGAGGAAUCUCAAGGUUCUGAGCUUGGAUUAUCCUGAUAUCAUCGAUGUGAUUGACACCAUUCCAUGGGCACAACUCAAAGAACUGGGUGUCAUCAACUCUACCGAUCCUCUCGAGUCUCCUCUAUUGAUUGAUGCAUUACGACGAUGCAGCAAUGUGGAAACUUUGACUCUCAAAGACGUACGCGUCGGUAAUCAGGAUAGAGCAGACCACCCACUCGUCGAGAUGCCUUCGGUCACCCGAUUGACACUAGACUUGGUUGUACCCCUCUGGCCCAUCCAUUGCCCCAAUCUAACUCAUCUCUCCAUUCAAAAUCCAGAACAAAUUCACACCACGCGGAUAAUCCGUCUCCCAAACCUGGUUUGGCUCGGGUUCAACGGGUCAGUCCUGAACCGCCUCAACUGUUUUGACGCUCCAAAAGCAUACAUUCGAAUGGACGUCCGCGGGUUACGGGACUUGUGGCUUCAUAAUAACCCCAUUGUCAUUGAUCCCAUCGUCGUCAAAGUUUGCGACAUGACGCUGACCUCGAAAUACUUUGCGCUAGCACUCUUUAGGCUCGUUCGCUGCCAACGACUUCACGCGAUACGCACGCCUCUUGGACCCGAGUUUUUCGAGACUCCUGUCCCUGCCGCCCUGGUUGGCAAACGCAAAGGUGGCGCAGGGUCCGGUACCACGAUCCCACUUCGUAGUUUCCGAGAGUUUAUCUUCGAUUUUAUGGGUGGCAAAAAGGUGGAGGACGGACCGCUUCAAGAAGCCGCCAAGUCGUUUAUCAGGAGAAGAGAGGAACUUGGCGCACCCAUUCAGAAACUGGACAUUCGAACGCAAGAUGGCACAUGGCACGACCUCGUCGAACUUGUGCAUAACGAGCAGGCAGGUGAAGUGUCGGAUGAAUAG
Messenger RNA from Serendipita indica DSM 11827, 1743 nucleotides. The record is from the annotation of a GenBank genome assembly. Lineage: Eukaryota; Fungi; Basidiomycota; Agaricomycetes; Sebacinales; Serendipitaceae.